AUGGCGCAGGCGGCGCCGCCGCGCGCGUGGUGGGCGGGGGCGCGGUGCUCGGCGGGCCCGCAUCGCGCGCGCGGGCGUCGAUGCGCGACCGCGGCGAAACGCCGCGUCGACGGUGCCGUCGCGCGCGCGUCGUCGUCGUCGUCGCGUCGAUCGUCCGCUCGCGACGACGACGACGACGAAGACGACGACGCCGCGGACGACACCGCGGCGCCGCCGACGCCGACGCCGAGCUUCCGCCCCGCCGCGCGAGGCGCGCGCGUCGCCUCGCCCGCGACUGGCGCGACGGACGCGACGGGCGCGGGGCGGCGGCAGCAGCGCGAGCUCUUCGCGGGCCUCAGCGCGCAGCUCGGAUUGUACGCGUCGCUCGGGGAUCUCUCCGCGGUCGACGCGUGGCGGUCCGGCAUCAACGCGGCGCACGACGCCGCGGUCGCGAAAUCGGACGCGACCGCCGCGGCGAACGCGAACGCGAACGCGACGCGGCUCGCGCUGACGCGCUGCGGCGUCUGCGGCGCGCUCGGGCACGACGCGCGCGGAUGCGUCCUCGACGCGACGCUCCGCGCGCGACCGAACCCGAACGAGACGACGACGACGAAGACGAAGACGACGACAACGACGCGGGGCGCGAGCGCGUCCGGUCGACGCCGAGGGAAAGAUUUAGUCGCGUACUACGAGCAGAAGUACGGCGGCGCCGACGCGCGGCGCGCGCGGAAGAGCGUGGACGCGCGGGGCCGACCGACGGAGGAGGACGACGUGACGUUGUGGACGAGCGGCCGCGAGGCGAGCGUUCUGAGCGCGUCGAAAGUCUCGAAUCGCUGCGGCGUAUGCGGCGAGCGCGGGCACAACCGCCGGUCGUGCCCGGUCGCGCUGUCGUCCUCGCCCGCGGUGAAGCGAUCGCUCGCGACGCGCAGGUGCGGGAAGUGCGGCGUGUUCGGACACGACGCGAGGACGUGCUGGGGGCCGGGGACGGCGAGGGACGACGGGAAGGAGACGGUCGCCGCGAAGUUGUGGCUGCUUCGAAGGCGCGAGUCGACGUCGGGGUGGUUGUCGCUCUCGGAGGCGUGCGAGACGGUGGGGAUAGACGCGAAGUAUCGCGUGAACGUGAGGAAUAAGGCGACGCGGUUGGAAGAGGCGGGGUGGGACGCGGAGGACGACGACGACUUUUCGCGCGAGGAUUUCGACGGCGAGGAUUUCGACGGCGCGAGCGACGGCGCGAUCGACGCGAGGGAACGCGAGCUCGCGACGUUAGCCGCGGAGGACAUGAUCGCGGACCCGACGCUGUCCGCGGAGGAUGCCGCCGCGAAACGGGGGUUACGACGACACCGGGCGAACUACGUGGGCAUAUUACGGCGGCGGAUGCUGGACGGCGGGCGGAUUAAAUCGAAUUUCCCAGCCACGCAGCCGUGCAGCAUAUGCGGCGAGCACGGUCACAAGAAGACGACGUGCGGGCGACCAGAGGCGCGUUAUUGGGCGGCGCGCCGGGAUCGUAGGAAUAACGCGAGGGCGCUGAUAGACGUAGACCGACGCGACGCGUGA
Messenger RNA from Micromonas pusilla CCMP1545, 1533 nucleotides. RefSeq lists its product as uncharacterized. The coding region runs from base 1 to 1533 and encodes 510 amino acids. The transcript has a single exon. The record is from RefSeq and is a predicted model, not a curated record. Gene Ontology annotation, biological process: positive regulation of cytoplasmic translation. Gene Ontology annotation, molecular function: zinc ion binding; single-stranded RNA binding; mRNA binding. Gene Ontology annotation, cellular component: cytoplasm. Lineage: Eukaryota; Viridiplantae; Chlorophyta; Mamiellophyceae; Mamiellales; Mamiellaceae.